ACAAUCGUCCGUUCGAUUGUCAUUUAGGUUAUCUUUUUUGUGUGGUGAGUUCGAAAAAGCAGCAAAUUUAAACGAAGCUGCCAAAAAAUAAAUACUCGCCCGGUGCGUGUUUCCAUCAUGAUCAGAUAUCUGGCACAAAAAAAUGGAUUAGCUCGGGUAAAUCGUGCAGUACUUGUGCGACUAUAUCUAUGCAAUCAACAACAAUAUCAGCAAUAUAAAUUCACACAUACAGCUUACCCACCGAAACCAAAAAAACCAAAUCCAGCAGGCGGUUUACUGGUCACUUUUGGUGCAAUUACCUUGGUUGGAGGAUUGACACUUGUUUAUGCCAAGAGAGAUCCUGAAUUUCGAGAAUGGCUUGCAAGAAAUGUGCCAGUUACAGACAGUAUAAUCCGGUUCAUGUACCAAGAGGAUUAUACAUAUCAGGACAGUGUACUGAAUGCCUUAGGUAGUUCUAAAGAUUUUAUGCUGGAAUUAUUUUCUUCAAAAAAAUCUGAUGAAGAAAAACGGUUAGAGAAAGAUCGAUGUGAUAUUGUUGAUCCUAAUGCAGAUGAGUACAGAGCACCUCGUCCAGCUUUCAAGCCUUUGCUGGAGAAACCCACCCCUCCUGAAAAAUUUACUGAAAUUAGAAAUAUUGAAGGGGACAACGUUCAUUUAGUUGACAAUAUAAUACAACAUACAGACGGCAAAGCACCAAGUGGCAGGACUGAUGGACCAACUAAAAAGACCAUUGCUCAACUGGAAGAUGCAAUCAAAAAUGCUUCCGAAGUGGCUGUGCCAGCUUAUGCAAAAGCUACUUGCACUCUGAAGGAUUAUAUGGAUCAAGUAGACGUCAUUAUCGAGAGUUCUAUUGAGAUGCAUAAUCCACAAACAUGGGGUGUUCUGCGUCAAAGAAGUGAACAAAAAGCUAAAUGCAUAGAAGCCGCGGAAGCAGCUGCAAAUGAGGCCAUUGAAAAUUUGAAUAAAAUGCGUGGCGCUUUGGAGUCGGACAUCGACGCACCUAAGGCUGCUAUUGAUCAAGCACAUAGAAAUUUGGACCGGGUAUUAUUCGAUAUAAAGCAAGCUAAACAAGCAUACCUUGAAGAAAAAGAAAAAUGCGAUCUUACAGAGAGAUAUUGGAAAAAGAUUGAACAAGCCAGAAGUUACUUCUUAGAAGAAAUUGAAACACUGUUUCCUGGUACAAACAUCUGUGAGCGCAGAUUUAAGUUGGAGGGUUCAACAGACUUAGAUCUAUUUUUACUGCAUGUGAUGUCUCAUGUGAUUUUCUAUCAGAAAGAAUUAGCAAAAAUGCAAACCAUCAUGGAUAGCCGUAUGAACCAGGCCUUAGCAUUAGCUAGGACAUGUAAUCCAGAAGAACUCAAAGAGGUAGUAAUUGAAAAGAAAUUAGAAGAAGAACGACGGUGCAAGGAUUUGGAAUACCAGAAGAAGGCGCUUUGUCUGCGUGCGGACGGCGAACGCGAUUUGAGGCGCCAAAUGAAACUGCAGGCAGAGGCACAUGCUGAUCACAUUCGAGAUGCAGUAUUACUUAAAGAAAAAGAAAUGGAACGCAAAGCUCAAAGGUUAUUAGAUGAAAGGCUAGCAGCAGAGAAAGAAGAAUACAAACUUCAGCUUGCUGCUAUGGUUGGAAGGCUACGUGGUGUUGAUAGUGCACUUAAAGCUCGAGCAAAAGCAGAUUCAAGUGCACAGCAGGCACAAGCCUUAUGGGGUGCUUGUCAAGCACUUUUAGCAGCCAUAAAAGCGAACACUCCGUGUGUGCCAUGGGAUAAGCAACUUAGGCCAUUAACCCCAGAGAUCAAUGCGAUCGAGCAGGUCACUGCUGGAUCAGAUGAACUAAUAGAAUCAGUUGUAAAUGGAAUUCCUAAAGAAGCAAAACGCCGUGGAGUAUAUUCUGAGGAUGCUUUGCGUGAGAGAUUUUUGAAGGUCGAACGCGUAGCUCGCAGACUUGCCUUAGUGCCAGAAGGAGGUGCACGUCUCCCUGUCUAUUUGCUUUCAUAUUUGCAAAGUGCAGUUCUCAUGUCUACACACAACCCUAUGCCUGCCAGUGAAUUAUUAGAUCAACGUACUGAUUUUAGUCAAAUGGACACAUAUGAAAUUCUUGCUAGAGCCAGGUAUUGGCUGGACCGUGGCGAUUUCACUCAAACCCUGCGUUACAUGAACUUACUGAAGGGUGCUGCCCGAACUGUAUCCAGUGAAUGGCUCUAUGAAACUCGACUGAUGUUAGAAACACAGCAAGCUGCGCAGGCACUGAUGGCUCAUGCGCAGGCACAAGGCCUCAUGUAUUUGCAGUAAUCUGUAAAAUUCGGUAAGACCAGGACAAAUAACUAAAACCUGAUCUUUACACCUGAAAUUGUAACUGUAACAGCUGACAAUAUUGCAGCCUUCGGUCCAAUGAUAAAAAUGUUUUAAUGAAGAUUUUAUAUAAGGACUUGUAUAUUAAUGUG
Messenger RNA from Ctenocephalides felis (cat flea), 2441 nucleotides. RefSeq names its product MICOS complex subunit Mic60. The record is from RefSeq and is a predicted model, not a curated record. Lineage: Eukaryota; Metazoa; Arthropoda; Insecta; Siphonaptera; Pulicidae. The transcript is spliced from 16 exons. Gene Ontology annotation, cellular component: MICOS complex. Bases 118 to 2289 code for a protein of 723 amino acids. Gene Ontology annotation, biological process: cristae formation.